CAUCCGGCGGAAGUAAACAACCGGGCGCUAGGAGCGUUAGCUUCCAGGCUUCCUUCAGUUUAUCGUCGUUUAUGAGACGGUUUCUGCUGUGUGAGCUGAAUAUUUCAGUAUCUGGGGUAAUUAUAUCUUGGUUUCAACAUCAGCCGCGUUGCUGAUACCAGCUGGAAAACCAAAAUUAUCUCAACCUGCAGGUCUUCCACAGCAUCAUGUCGGUUAUUACUUGGGAGGUUGAUGCUGAUCACAUUCUCAUUAGCAAACAGAGGUCAAGCUAUCUGCUUGACCAUGAUUUACCAAACGGUGUGGAAAUAAAAGAGGAACCAGAACCCCUGACGACUGAGAAAGAAGAUCCAGAACCUCGAGUGAUUAAAGAAGAACAGAUUGAGUUGUGCGUCUUUCAGGAUGAAGGGCAGGUUUUGGUGAAGCAAGAGGCUGAAACCUCCACCUCCAUGGAGAGUCCUGAUUAUGGGGAAGCACUUCAGGACGAACCAGAGCAGCAGCAGAUGAUGGAGACGAAGGAGGAACCAGAGCCUGUAGAGAUCAAACAGGAGCGGGAGGACCUCUGUGGUAAUCAGGAUGAAGAACAACCAAAUGUUUUUGAGUUUUGUGGUAAUUCUUUCAUGCAGCAUAAUGAGUUGGCUAGUCACAUGAUACCUCAAGCAGAUGAGAAACCUUUCUCCUGCCUGACUUGUGGAAGAGGUUUUAACAAGCAGUACAACUUGACCGUCCACAUGAGAACUCACACAGGUGAGAAGCCGUACCCUUGUGAGCUGUGUGAUAAAUCUUUCAGGAGGAGCAAUGAUUUGGCCCGUCACAUCAGAACUCACACAGGCGAGACACCGUAUUCCUGUCAGUUUUGUGGUAAAUCCUUUAACGACAACAGUCAUCUCACCAUUCAUCUGAGAACACACACAGGUGAGAAGCCCUACUCGUGUGAAGUGUGCGGUAAAUCUUUGACUGACAGCAGUCAUUUGAUCAAACACAUGAGAACUCACACACCUGAAAAACCUUUCCCAUGCCUGACGUGUGGAAAAGGUUUUACUGCUCAGUCUGACCUGACAGUCCACAUGAGAACCCACACCGGUGAGAAACCCUUCACCUGUCUGGUCUGUGGUAAAGGUUUUAUCCAGAAAACUACCCUGAGUUAUCACAUGAGGACCCACACAGGUGAGAAGCCUUUUCCAUGUGACCUAUGUGAUAAAUCUUUUAUUCAAAGCAGCGAUCUGGCCCGCCACCUCCGAACGCACACAGGGGAGAAACCAUAUUCUUGUGACUUGUGUGACAAAUCUUUCAGACAGAGCAGCGAUCUGGCUCGUCAUAUUAGAACUCACACUGGAGAGAAGCCAUUCUCAUGUCAGAUCUGUGGAAAAGGUUUCACCAAGCAGAAUAAUUUGACCGUGCACAUGAGGAUUCAUACUGGUGAGAAGCCUUACUCCUGUGAAGCAUGUGGUGAAUCCUUCACUGUCAAAUUUAGUUUGACUAAACACAAAUGUAAACAUGCCAACCAGGAAGUUCUGCGACAGUAGAGGUGCUCUCUGAUUCACAAACUAGUCAGGUUUAUUGUUGUAGCACAUUUCAGCAACAAGGCAGUUCGAAAUGAUUUACAUGAUUAAAACAUAACACAAUAGUCAAUUUUGAAACACGCAGCAAACUACAUUUUGUCAAAUCCCAUCAUCAAAAUCAUAUGAUGAUACAGGGGGUUGAAGUCAACCCUCCUCUGUUACACCCCUGAAUCACCAAGCCAGCUGGUCACAGGCAGGAAACCACUGCCUCUACUGGUGAUUUCUGAUUGGCCAGAGGGGCUUCCAAAAGAUGUUGUGAUAGAAAUGUUUAUAAAUCUCAUCAGAAUACACCCUUUUUAACAUGUUUUUAUUUUUGCUUGGGUUUCCCCAUCAUUUUAUUACUGAUUGCUGUAUUUUAUAUCUGGGGAUUAUUUUGUAACUUGCAUGUCAUGUAAAGCAACUUUUAAAAAUGUUUUUUCAACAAAGCUUACAGCUUUAUGUGAUGAUAUAACAUGAAUGAAGUGUUAAAAUAAGGGUUUUUAUUAUUGAUUUGUUCUUCCUGAGUAUUAGAGGUAUCCUGCUUCAGAUGAUUAAAAUAUGUUAUGUUUGGAUGAUUAAACUAUUUACAUUCAUUCUUUUAA
This is a messenger RNA of Xiphophorus hellerii (green swordtail), 2140 nucleotides long. RefSeq names its product zinc finger protein OZF-like. Gene Ontology annotation, molecular function: DNA-binding transcription factor activity; RNA polymerase II cis-regulatory region sequence-specific DNA binding. The transcript is spliced from 2 exons. The record is from RefSeq and is a predicted model, not a curated record. Lineage: Eukaryota; Metazoa; Chordata; Actinopteri; Cyprinodontiformes; Poeciliidae. Gene Ontology annotation, biological process: regulation of transcription by RNA polymerase II. Bases 207 to 1523 code for a protein of 438 amino acids.